UUUCGAAAAAGGAGGGAAGUGAGAGAGGGAAGAGAGAGAGAGAGAGAGGCGAUGGCGAACCUCUCAAGCUUAGUUCACGAGCUUCGUGAACGCAUCGCAGCUUCGUCAUCAACACCUCCGAAUCACCACGCUGACGACGACGCCCUGGAGACCAGAUUUCGCGCUGUUCUUCCCAAUCUCCUUCACGCCUAUGUCGUCCCCUCUUCUUCAGCCAAUGAGAGGGAGGUCAUCGCGGUGUUAAAGCUAUUGACUCACACAGCAAAGAACUUCCCCGGCGUUUUCUUCCACGGGAGGCCUGCAGCAGUUCUACCUCUUAUCGGUCGCAUAUUGCCCUUUUUUGCCGAACCUGCAUUUCGCUCUCGACAUGGAGUGAUUUUUGAAACGGUUGGAUCCCUUUUAUCCUUGCUUCGCACAGGAGACCAUGACGCUUACCGUCAAUUUUUUAUGGACACGAUGGUAGUUGUUGAAGAUCUUCUAUAUGUGGCUUCACUCUUUGCUGAUGAGUCAAGAAAUGCAGUAUCAAGCAAAGUGUCUUUCAAGUGCUUCUGUGAGUCAUUUAAUGGAAUUUCCAGCGACCCCGCUCAUCUCAGUGAUCUUCCUCCUAGCAGCAAAACUAUUGAUGGUCUCGGUGUUUUGAUUAAUCUCACGGGCAGACAAAGGUGGCAACCUUUUGCUACUUGGGUCAUUAAGCUUAUCUGUAAAUGCCUAACUGAGGGAACUCUAUACGUUGAAGGACUUGUCAAUGUGUCGUUUGUUUCGGCUGCAUGUAGUCUAUUAUGCUACGGAGAUUCUGAUCUGCAUAUGGCAUGUUUCGACUUCGCUCGCAUUAUUGGAACUGUUGUCGAUUUUGAGAUUGUUCCUACUGAGAAAUUAAUUCACUCAAUAUCUACUAUAUUAAGUGAAGAUGAGGAAGGGCUUCCAGUUUUCAGAAACACUGUUUAUGAUUCUUCAAUGGGUGGUUGCCUUCAGGCACUACACUCUAGUUGUCCUGAUGAUGUUGUCAAGUUGACUGCUGCGAAUUUGGUCAAAGUUUUUCCGGAGUCGAUGCAGAGAACAAAAAGUUCAGAGCUGAAGGCUGCUUUAUGCAAUGCAUAUAUCAGAAUAGCUAAAAGUUGUCCCCCUCACAUUUGGAGGCCAGAAUCUCUUAUCAGUUUGCUUUGUUCCUCAAAUGCCUGUUUUGCAUUGAUUGAUUGCUUACGAAUGGCUCUGUCUACUAUUAUUCCUGAUGCUGUUGAAGAAGAAACAAUUGAAAAUCGUAAAAUGAAUAGAUCACCCCCGAAUCCUGGUGGAUGUGAGAGCAUACGAGUUGGGGGGAAAAGACCUCUUCAGGACCAAAACACUUUCCAGACAAAGCGUCAGAAGUUUGAUAAAAAAGUAAUAACUUUACAGGCUGAUUCUCUGGAUGAGAAAAUGAUUUCUUGUAAAGUCACAACUGGAGUGAUAAAUGAGUAUGGUGAAUAUAUGCUCAAAUCGCUUUUUUCCUUUGUUGAAUUUCUGAAUCCUCCGGGUGGAAAGGCAACUUUAUUAAGCCCGGAAGUUUCCUUAACAGCUCUUAGCAUGCUUAGCAUUGCUGUCUGCAUAUACACACAGACACAACUUUCACGUUGUAUUUUCGGGAAGAUGCAUGGGUGGAUCCCUUGGAUAUGUGAGCAGGUUCUGUUAUUUUCUGAACAUUGCUCAUUCACUUACUCUAUACACUUAACACAUGUCACUAAUAAUUAUAUGUUGCAGGCCAGUCAGGGUACUGCACUCUCAUUUGAUUUAUUCAUCUUUAUGGAAGCAGUUCAUAGUGUCUUGCUUGUGGAAUGUAUCCUUCCCAAGGAGAAUAAGCUUUUCAGAAUCAUGGGUGAUGGUGCAGAUCAGCUGCAUUUAGUGCUAAAUCUUCCGUGGACGCAUACCCUUGUUGAUGCUGAACCUCAUCCUCCAUGGAAGAUGAAAUGUCUCUCUGUCCAAAUUCUGUCCAAGAUGGGAUGCAUAAUGGAAAGUGGAAUCAAUCUCAAAGUUCUGGAUUUUGCUCUACAAGAUGAAGUAGAUGAAGUUAGAACUGAAGCUAUUAUUUCUAUGCCUAUAUUUUGUCUGUGGUCUGGGCUUGGUAUACGGACAGAUUUGUUCAAACGGCUGCAAUUCUUGGAGGAAGAGAAGAGUGAGCAAGUCAAGAGAGUCAUUCCUUUUUCUCUUGGUUAUUUGGCAUGCAUUUGUGGAUCUUGUAAUGGUAUUGCUGGUCUUUGUGAAAAUGAAUGCAAAUUAUUCCUGACAAAGGACACUGUUAAGCACAAUGCGACAGUAGAUCUUCUGUCGGCUGGAUUUUGGUGUUCAAAGUGUGACAGUAGAGUUGUACACAAUCAGGAAUUGUAUCCAAUGGUUGUACAUCUAACUGAUAUUCAAAGUGCAGAAUUCGAUAUUGAUGAUGAUUUUUUCCGUCUACAGUCUCUGUUCUUUGAGCUUCUUUAUGAUGAUUCGUCAGAAGAGGUUCAAGUUGCUUGUGUGGGAAUAAUUCAUAGGAUCCUUGCACAUGGAACCAAGGAUAUGCUGCUCAGAACAAGAUCUGAAUGGAUUAAAUGUGUUGAUUACCUUCUUCUUCACAGGAAAAGGGCUGUCAGAGUAGCUUUUAGCACAAGGAUUGGCUCCUUCCUUGAGGAGCCCAUGCUCAAUUGUUUACUUUUGGAAGAAGAGGAAUCAAACAAAACGAAAGAACAGAAGUUAUUGGACAAGAUAAAACAUGCUUUGGCUGAAGCUGAUGAUCCCCAAAUAUUUGAGACUCUACUGGAAUCAACAGCAGAGAUUAUGGUUUCAGUUGAUAUCAACAGUCAAGUGUUCUUAUUCUCUCUUAUUUUAUUGGUUGAUCAACUUGAUAAUCCAAAUUUGACGGUGAGGUUAUCUGCAUCAAAGUUAAUACGUCGUUCUUGCUACAUCCAUCUUAAAGGAGGAUUUGAACUAGUCCUGUCCAAAGUUAUUCAUGUUCGGAAUGAGUUGUAUGAUUAUCUGUCCAAUAGGCUUGCAAGCCGUCUGCAAAUGGUCAGAGAGUUUGCAGAGGCUGUCCUUGGAGUUGAAACUGAAGAACUUGUCAAAAAAAUGAUUCCUGUUGUCCUUCCAAAGCUUGUAGUCACCCAACAGGGUAAUGAUCAAGCAGUUGUCACCUUAUAUGAGUUUGCCAGGUGCUUGAACACAGAUAUGGUGCAACUGAUCGUGACUUGGCUACCAAAGGUGCUUGCGUUUGCCCUUCAUCAAGCUGAUAGUGAAGAUUUGCUCUCGGCUUUGCAGUUUUACCAUGUGCAGACUGGAUCCAACAACCAAGAGAUUUUUGCAGCUGCAUUGCCUGCACUAUUAGAUGAACUUGUGUGCUUUGUAGAUGGUGAUUUGGAUGAGACUAACAAAAGGUUAGCUAAGGUGCCUCAGAUGAUAAAAGAAGUUGCAAGAAUUUUAACUGAUUCUGAUGAUCUUCCAGGAUUUUUGAAGAAUCACUUUGUUGGUCUUCUUAACAGUAUGGAUAGAAAAUUGAUUCACACGGAGGACCUGUUAUUGCAGAAACAAGCCAUAAAACGUAUAGAGAUGCUGAUCAAUAUGAUGGGUUCCCACCUUAGAACUUACGUACCUAAACUCAUGGUUCUUCUCAUGUAUGUUAUUGAUAAAGAGCCACUGCAGGCUGAGGGUCUCUGUGUCUUACACUUUUUCAUAAAGCAGUUGGUAAAGCUAGCACCUUCUAGUACUAAACAUGUAAUAUCUCAAGUUUUUGCUGCUCUUAUUCCCUUGUUGGAGCGGGAUAGGCAUUCUUCAAAUUUCAGUAAAAUUGUGGAAAUCUUAGAAGAACUUGUUUUUGAGAAUAGGAAUAUCCUGAAGCAGCAUAUCUGUGAGUUCCCUCCUUUGCCCAAUAUUCCUGCCCUAAGAGGAGUGAACAAAGUGAUAGAAGAAGCACGUGGAUCCACAACGUUGAAAGACCAAUUGCGGGAUAUUGUUGAUGGUCUAAAUCACGAGAAUUUGAAUGUUAGGUACAUGGUGAGUAGCGAGCUGUGCAAAUUGCUGAACCUGAGAAGGGAGGACGUCACUACUUUUGUCACUGGGGAAGUAGGUUCGGAUAUGGACGUCUUGAGUUCUUUGAUUAUUUCCUUGCUUAGAGGUUGUGCAGAAGAAUCAAGAACUUCAGUGGGACAGCGGCUGAAGUUGGUAUGUGCUGAUUGCCUUGGAGCACUUGGUGCAGUUGAUCCUGCUAAAGUAAAGGGUGCUUCAAGCCAGCGCUUUAAAAUUGCUUGUUCAGAUGACGAUUUGAUAUUCGAGUUGAUCCACAAGCAUCUGGCAAGGGCUUUUAGAGCUGCGCCUGACACCAUUAUCCAAGACUCUGCAGCAUUGGCUAUACAGGAGCUUCUGAAGAUUGCGGGUUGUGAGGCAUCACUAGAUGAAAAUGAUACAGCUUCUGCGUUACAGACACUGAAGUGUAAACAACCUUUGAAUGUCCCUCCUCCUGGGAUCAAGAUCAAUUCUAAUACCAGUGGAAUGAAUGGUAGGGGUCAGAGGUUGUGGGACCGUUUCUCCACCUAUGUGAAAGAGAUAAUUGCUCCUUGUUUAACCUCAAGAUUUCAGCUUCCAAAUGUGGCAGAUUCAUCAUCUGCUGGACCUAUUUACCGGCCUUCCAUGUCUUUUAGAAGAUGGAUAUAUUUCUGGAUAAGAAAGUUGACUGUGCAUGCAACUGGUUCCCGUGCAAGUAUUUUCAAUUCUUGCCGAGGGAUAGUGCGUCACGAUAUGCAAACAGCAAUAUAUCUGCUGCCAUAUUUGGUCCUUGAUGCUGUCUGCCAUGGCACUGAGGAGGCACGAUGUGGCAUAACGGAGGAGAUCCUAAGUGUUCUUGAUGCUGCAGUAUCAGAGAAUAGUGUGGCUGCGAUUCAUGGAAUCAAUUCUCGGCAAAGUGAAGUUUGCAUUCAGGCUGUGUUCACUCUUCUUGAUAAUCUUGGCCAAUGGGUGGAUGAUGUUGAGCAAGAGAUUGCUCUUGCUCAGUCUCUUCAAUCAUCAAAUUCUAAGCAACAAGCUUCCAAGUUAAAAGAUCAAAAUAUGAAUACUUCAGUAAAUUCAGACCAAGUCCUUAUGCAGUGUAAAUAUGUUUCAGAGCUUUUGGCUGCAAUUCCUAAGGUAACCCUUUCUAGGGCCUCAUUCAGGUGUCAGGCUUAUGCGAGGUCUUUGUUGUACUUUGAGUCUCACGUGCAGGAAAAGUCGGGAUCUUUUAACCCUGCAGCUACGAGGAGUGGCAUAUUUGAAGAUGAAGAUGUCUCACUUCUAAUGGAAAUAUACAGCUGCUUGGAUGAGCCUGAUGGUUUGUCUGGUUUGGCAUGUCUACGCAAAUCUAAAAGCUUGCAAGACCAGCUCUUAAUAAACAAGAAAGCGGGAAAUUGGGCAGAAGUUUUGACUUCUUGCGAACAGGCUUUGCAGAUGGAACCCACUUCAGUUCAGAGGCAUUCAGAUGUUCUCAACUGUCUGCUAAACAUGUGCCAUUUGCAGGCGAUGGUCACUCAUGUAGAUGGAUUGAUUUCUAGGGUUCCUCAGUACAAGAAAACAUGGUGUAUGCAAGGUAUUCAGGCUGCAUGGAGGCUUGGCAGGUGGAACCUGAUGGAUGAGUUCCUUAAUGGAGCUGAUGAAGAAGGUUUACUUUGUAGCAGUUCUGAGAGCAAUGCUUCCUUUGACAUGGAUGUUGCAAAGAUUCUGCAGGCAAUGAUGAAAAAAGAUCAAUUCUCAGUUGCUGAACGAAUUGCACUCUCAAAACAAGCUCUGAUUGCUCCUUUAGCUGCUGCUGGAAUGGACUCCUAUAUCCGGGCUUACCCAUUUGUUGUAAAGCUUCACAUGCUAAGGGAGUUGGAAGACUUCCAUAGUCUCCUUGUCGGUGAAUCUUUCUUGGAGAAAUCAUUCCAUUUGGGUGAAUCUGGAUUCUCAAAAGUGGCGGACAAUUGGGAAAAUCGGCUCAGAUUUACACAACCAUCUCUGUGGACGAGGGAGCCACUCUUAGCUUUCCGGAGACUGGUUUUUGGUGCCAGUGGUCUUGGUGCUCGAGUUGGGAACUACUGGCUGCAGUAUGCAAAACUCUGUCGAUCGGCUGGUCAUUACGAGACAGCUAAUCGAGCAAUUCUAGAAGCCAAGGCUUCUGGGGCACCUAAUGUUCACAUGGAAAAGGCUAAGCUUCUGUGGAGUACUAGGAGAUCAGAUGGUGCCAUUGCAGAGCUGCAGCAAAAUCUGCUGAACAUGCCAGUGGAGGUUAUUGGUUCUGCUGCCGUGUCAUCUAUCACCAGCUUGUCAGUGGUUCCACUGAACCCACCUCCUUUACUCUGUGAUACUCCAGCCUUCAAUGAUAAUCUGGAUAUUGCAAAAACUCUCCUCCUCUACUCGAGGUGGAUCCAUUAUACUGGCCAGAGGCAGAAGGAAGAUGUCAUCGGUCUGUAUUCUAGGGUGAGAGAUCUCCAGCCCAAGUGGGAGAAAGGAUACUUUUAUGUGGCUAAGUAUUGUGAUGAACUGCUUGUUGAUACCAGAAAACGGCAGGAGGAUAAUUUUGAUCUAGGUCCCAGGGUUCCAUCUGUUUCGGCGACUGUUGUUUCUACGAAUUUGGAAAAGCAUUGGUGGUCCUACCUUCCUGAUGUACUGUUAUACUAUGCGAAGGGUCUUCAUAGAGGCCACAAGAAUCUCUUUCAAGCCCUUCCAAGGUUGUUAACCCUUUGGUUUGAUUUUGGAAGCAUUUAUCAGAGAAGUGGUUCAUCCAAUAAAGAUAUGAAAAAUGUCCAUGUGAAGGUAAUGGGCAUCAUGCGAGGGUGUUUAAAGGAUCUGCCCACAUAUCAGUGGUUAACAGUGCUUCCUCAGUUAGUUUCCAGAAUUUGCCACCAAAAUGACGAAAUUGUGCGUUUGGUCAAACACAUUAUCACCUCUGUUCUACGGCAAUACCCACAGCAAGCCCUCUGGAUUAUGGCGGCAGUUUCAAAGUCCACAGUACCUUCAAGGAGAGAGGCUGCUGCGGAGAUCAUACAAGCUGCGAGAAAAUUGUCAAGUCAGGGAAACAAUGGAAAUAACUUGUUUGUUCAGUUUGCUACCCUGGUUGAUCAUCUAAUCAGGUUGUGCUUCCAUGCUGGUCAGUCAAAGGCAAGGACCAUCAACAUCUCAACUGAAUUCAGUGCAUUGAAGAGGAUGAUGCCACUGGAAAUCAUAAUGCCCAUCCAGCAGUCCCUGACGGUAAAUCUACCCACAUAUGAUAUGGAUCUGUCUGACUCGCUUAGAUCUGAUAUCUUCUCGGCCACAGACCUUCCGACAAUAUCAGGUAUUGCUGAUGAAGCUGAGAUCCUUUCGUCUCUUCAGCGACCCAAGAAAGUGGUUCUUCUGGGUAGCGAUGGCAUUGAACGUCCAUUCCUUUGCAAACCCAAGGAUGACCUCAGAAAAGAUGCACGCAUGAUGGAAUUUAAUGCUAUGAUAAACCGUUUAUUGUCCAAGUGCCCAGAAAGUCGCAGGAGGAAGCUUUACAUUCGCACCUUUGCAGUGAUUCCCCUAACGGAGGACUGUGGUAUGGUUGAGUGGGUUCCCCACACUCGUGGGCUCCGACAUAUACUUCAAGACAUUUAUAUAAGCUGUGGGAAAUUUGACAGGAAUAAGACAAAUCCGCAAAUCAAGCGAAUUUAUGAUCAAUGCCAAGGGAAAACGCCAGAAGAUGAGAUGCUGAAGAACAAAAUUCUUCCGAUGUUUCCUCCAGCUUUUCACAAAUGGUUUUUGAACACAUUUUCUGAACCAGCUGCUUGGUUCAGGGCUCGAGUUGCAUAUUCACACACUGCUGCAGUUUGGUCAAUGGUUGGGCACAUUGUGGGCCUUGGAGAUAGGCACGGGGAAAAUAUUCUUUUCGAUUCUACCACAGGGGACUGUAUUCAUGUUGAUUUCAGUUGCUUAUUUGACAAAGGUUUGCAGUUGGAGAAACCUGAGCUGGUGCCUUUCAGGCUAACCCAGAAUGUGAUUGAUGGAUUGGGCAUUACUGGAUAUGAGGGUAUUUUUCUGAGGGUUUGUGAGAUCACACUUUCUGUACUCAGGGCCCAUAGGGAGACUCUAGUGAGUGUCCUGGAAACUUUUAUCCAUGAUCCACUUGUGGAAUGGACUAAAUCUCACAAGUCCAGUGGAGUAGAAGUUCAGAAUCCCCAUGCCCAGCGUGCCAUCAGUAAUAUCGAAGCACGACUGCAAGGAGUUGUUGUUGGCGUUGGAGCUGCACCAUCUCUGCCUCUCGCUGUAGAAGGACAGGCGCGUCGCUUAAUUGCAGAAGCAGUUUCGCACAAAAACCUAGGAAAGAUGUAUAUAUGGUGGAUGCCUUGGUUUUAAGAGGUGCAAACUAAAGACGUGUUUGCUGAAUUCAUCGGGGCUUGGUUAGUACACUAAGAAUGGGAACGACUUAACUUUUUGAUGUUGGACAAGAAAACAGAAGUGAAUAAGCUUUAUCAGGUGGUGGAAACUCUUUGAUGCAUGGUUCUUUUGCUUUUUGCUGUUGGCAUUGUCGUUCACUUUCGAGCAUUAGGGUACGUGAUGUGAUUAGAGACCUAUGAAGGACAAUAUCGAAGCCAUCAUCAAGUGUCUUUUUGGCAAUAAAGCUUAGCCACCAGAUCAUAAAAUGUUUUCUUGCUACCAAGCUCGUCAUUGAUGAUACAGCUCAAUUUUCUCAUCGAUGAAUGCAGUCAUGGUAGAGAGAAGAAAGUCUCUUUCUCCAAGACACUACUUGCCAGUGGCAGUUUAAUUGGAGGAUUGCUGGGAGAGUUGACUAUUUCAAUGUUCAUCGGAAUGAAUCCAUGGCUUGAGCCGCAACAGAUGCAGACGUGGGCAAAGAGCUUUUGGUUAAAGAAUGUAGUUAAACUUGAACUUGAGUAUUACACGCUGCCCUUUGUCAUUAACAUCUGAACAAUUCAUCUGCUUCUGGGUAAUUUUGGUGCCAUUGCCAAGUGGUAGGCAGCAAAAUAAUAGCAGAAGACAUGUGAAACCAAAAAUAUAGCAGAAAAUCCCAGCCUAUUUCCUUUUGAGGUAGAUUCAAUGCUUCAGGAACUCUGAAGCACUGUUGAGGUGGUUUACAUCAAACAGAAAGCUCCUUAUACUAAUGUAAGCUAGAGCAGAGAUUACAAUGAGAUCAUUAGGCGAGUUUGGUUCCUUACUCUGCUCCCCUGCGGAAACUGGAAAUUUGUCUGCAGGACACUUAAUUUUGCAUGUUUAUCUAAAAGAUCAUUUGAGAUCAACUUUGAUUCCAGGUUCAAUGUAAAGAUGCGUUUGGUAUACCUUUAGUUUAGGUUAAUGUGUUUAUGUUGCGGAGAUAAUGCUAAUAUCAGGUUGGUUCCUGUUUUGCAAA
Molecule: messenger RNA, 9325 nt
Organism: Rhododendron vialii
Lineage: Eukaryota; Viridiplantae; Streptophyta; Magnoliopsida; Ericales; Ericaceae
Product: serine/threonine-protein kinase ATR
Exons: 17
Coding region: 52-8316 (2754 amino acids)
Biological process (GO): DNA damage checkpoint signaling; protein phosphorylation; telomere maintenance
Cellular component (GO): nucleus
Molecular function (GO): protein serine/threonine kinase activity; protein binding
Source: RefSeq, a predicted model, not a curated record